AGGCCUCUGGGCCCAGGCUCCCGCGCCGAACUCACCCUGAGAGCGGGCGCCACUCCCUCGCAGACGGCCUGGUGCCCCCCCCGCGCGGCCCCUCUGUUCGCCGCGAUGUUCUACCCGCCGGCCGCAGGUGCGCCAGGCGUGGAGCUGCUGGGCGCGGAGCUGCUGGGCCCCGCGCUGCCGCUGCCCGGCAUCGACCCGCUGCUGCAGCUGGGGCCCGAGAUGCCCUACGGCAUGCCGUGCUGGUUCGGCGACCCCGCGGCCGACGCCUGGGCCCCGCCGGAGUACAAGGCCUCGCCCGCCAGCAGCACGGCGGUCAACAUCCUGGACUUCGCGACGCCCCAGCGCGCCCGCAGGGGCUAUCCGAGCGCUGCCGAAGCGGCCACCGGGCGUCCACCUGGCGCCCCCCGACAAGCCGCAGCAGAAGGCCGAGCCAUACGAGCCCGGCCAGCUGCUCGCCCAGAGCGCCUCGGCCACCGUGUCUCUGCCCUGCCCUGAGCGGCUGGACGCAGCCGCGGCGCCCCG
Messenger RNA from Prorocentrum cordatum, 522 nucleotides. Lineage: Eukaryota; Dinophyceae; Prorocentrales; Prorocentraceae. The record is from the annotation of a GenBank genome assembly.